UUGUGGGAAAUCAAUGGCUGCCUUGUGCAAGUUGUGGUUUGCAGAUUUCUAAAUUGUCGCCGACAAACCUAAUUUUGUCUGUUUUUGCAAAACAUUUACCUGAUUUUGUGUUGCCAGAUGAUUUAUCUGCACUCAUGAUCAAGUAUAUUGUUAUGGGCUUGCGAGGAUUUUUUGUACUGGCUGCUAAGAUAUGGAGUUUCAUAUGCUACUGUUUCAAACGUCAAAUUCGCUCGGUUAUACAACAUCAAACAGUAAAAUAUGAAGUUAUACCGUUAUCACCUCUAUCUAAGCAUAGACUUAGUAUGCUUAGGAGAAAGACAUUAGUAUUAGAUUUAGAUGAGACGUUAAUACAUUCACAUCAUGAUGGAGUUAUACGACAGACUGUUAAACCAGGGACACCUCCAGAUUUUGUAUUAAAGGUUAUGAUAGACAGACAUCCUGUGAGAUUUUUUGUACACAAACGACCACAUGUAGAUUAUUUUCUGGAAGUUGUGAGUCAGUGGUAUGAUUUAGUUGUAUUUACAGCCUCUAUGGAGAUAUAUGGGGCAGCAGUUGCUGAUAAACUUGAUAAUAACAGAGGAAUAUUAAAUAGACGAUAUUAUAGGCAGCAUUGUAAUUUAGCAGCGGGUAGUUACACUAAAGAUCUCUCUGCCAUUAACCGUGACCUCUCCAGUAUAUUUAUACUAGAUAAUUCACCUGUGGCAUACAGAGCUUAUCCAGAUAAUGCUAUACCAAUCACGUCAUGGUUUAGUGACGCAACAGAUACUUGUUUAUUAUGUUUAUUACCGCUGCUGGACUCUCUACGAUUCUGUAACGAUGUACGUUCUGUCCUCAGCAGGAACUUACACAAAGUUGUCGUAUAUUAGUUUAACACUCAGAUACCAUUAUAUACAGACAGUAUCAUAGGAUCAUCUAAUUAAUCAUGUGUCAUUAUUAAAUGAGCCAUGUCACGACAAAACCAACAUAGUGCGUUUGCGACCAGCAUGGAUCCAGACCAGCCUGCGCAUCCGCGCAGUCUGAUCAGGAUCCAUGCUGUUCGCUAACAGUUUCUCUACUUGUAAUAGGGUUUAUAAGCGAACAGCAUGGAUCCUGAUCAGACUGCGCGGAUGCGCAGGCUGGUCUGGAUCCAUGCUGGUCGCAAACCCAUUAUGUUGGUUUGUCGUGACGCGGCUCAUAUAUUGAAACAGUCAAGAAUUAUGUUUGUUAGAAUCACUGUUUUAUUUACAUAAACUUUCAUAUCUCUGCUAAGAACAUCAUUUUUAUUCUGUUUAAAAAGUGUAUGUUAAAUAAUUUUAUAUCCAUAUUCGGUCACUUCUGGUGCAAAAAGAGUUUAAUUUUAUAUUCGUCUACCAAUCAACCCAUUAUUGGAUGUCACAAAUAUUUGGUAAAAUGUAUAUUUGUGUUGAAAAUAAUUCUGUUGAAAUAGCAAUAUGUGGCUAUUUUUAUGCUGUCAACAAAUUCCAGCAAUUUUAGAUCUUGUUCAUUCUGCAUAACAAUAGCUCUAGAUAAAUAACAUAUUUAUAUUUGUUAAACUGUUACUGUAGUUGUGCCGGGAUUAUUCUGUAACAACAAUACUGAAGAAGUGUGUAUCAGACUUGGAAAAUAUGAUAGAUUUAAAAAAAAGUUUUUAGAAAUAUUUGUAUAUGCAUGUAUAUCUGAAAAUGGGAAUAGUUUUUAUGCUCCCACAAAGUGGGGAGCAUAUAGCGUUGCACUUGUCUGUACGUUUGUCCGUCCGCCUGUCUGUCUGUACGUCCCGAAAUCUUGUGAACGCAACUCCUCUAAAACCGGAAGGGCAGAUUUUGCUUAAACUUCCAGGGAUGAACAACCUUAAUGUGUAGAUGGUAGUAAAGGAAGGAAUUUUUGCUGCAACCAAAUUUAACAGAAUUUAGCCCUUUGUUGAUUUUUUCACUAUAUACUAUGUAGAAAUCUUGUGAAUGCAACUCCUCUUAAACCGGAAGGGCAGAUUUUGCUUAAACUUCCAGGGAUGAACAACCUUAAUGUGUAGAUGGUAGUAAAGGAAGGAAUUUUUGCUGCGACCAAAUUUAACAGAUGAUUUUUUCACUAUAUACUAUGUAGAAAUCUUGUGAACGCAACUCCUCUUAAACCGGAAGGGCAGAUUUUGCUUAAACUUCCAGGGAUGAACAACCUUAAUGUGUAGAUGGUAGUAAAGGAAGGAAUUUUUGCUGCGACCAAAUUUAACAGAAUUAUUGCCCUUUGUUGAUUUUUUCACUAUAUACUAUGUAGAAAUUUUGUGAACGCAACUCUUCUUAAACCAGAUGGCAGAUUUUUCUUAAACUUCCAGGGAUGAACAACCUUAAUGUGUAGAUGGUAGUAAAGGAAGGAAUUUUUGCUGUGACCAAAUUUAACAGAAUUAUGGCCCUUUCUUGAUUUUUUCACUAUAUACUAUGUAGAAAUUUUGUGAACGCAACUCCUUUUAAACCGGAUGGCAGAUUUUGCUUAAACUUGCAGGGAUGAACAACCUUAAUGUGUAGAUGGAAGUAAAGGAAGGAAUUUUUGCUGCAACCAAAUUUAACAGAAUUAUGGCCCUUUGUUGAUUUUUUCACUAUAUACCAUAUAUAUGUUGUCAGUGGGGGCAUCCGUGUCCUUUGGACACAGUUCUAGUUAUACCAUCUUUGAACAGCAUAAAAAAUGUAUUGACAGAAUUUCUUUUGUUUUUCUUUGUUUGUAUUGACAUAAUUUGAAAUUAAGUCCUAGACAUAAAGACAUGUUAUUCCAUGCAUAAUUUAUGUAUACAGUUUGAAUAUUUUAUUUUGGAGUUAUUUUUGACAAUAAUUUACAGGUUCUCCAAAUUUUGAAAUAAAGAAAAUAUGUAAUACCAAUGAAAAAUGGGUUUAUGUAAAAAAAAUCAGUGAUUGUCUACGAUUGAUAUGUUUUUGUUACCCACUGACCUCACUACUGGUUCCAGGGAGAAAUGAAUGCCAGCCAUUGGUUGAUUCAAAUUAAUCGCCAACCAAUCAAAUGCUGGUGUUUGAGAACAGUUUUGCAUCUAAAAAUUUGUAGGAUUCAUUUUCGUUCCUUUAAAUUGCAAAAUACCUUAAAAUAUGAAGAUCAUUUAAGAAACAUGAAUGUUAAUCAGUAGAGAUUAUGUACAGUACAAUCUGUGCAGAACAAGACCCUUUUAGAGGCAACAGUUUUGGUUGUUGCUAAGAGACCAUUCUCUAGAGAGA
This is a messenger RNA of Ruditapes philippinarum (Manila clam), 3188 nucleotides long. RefSeq names its product CTD nuclear envelope phosphatase 1-like. The transcript is spliced from 7 exons. The record is from RefSeq and is a predicted model, not a curated record. The coding region runs from base 135 to 866 and encodes 243 amino acids. Gene Ontology annotation, molecular function: protein serine/threonine phosphatase activity. Lineage: Eukaryota; Metazoa; Mollusca; Bivalvia; Venerida; Veneridae.